AUGGGAGGGAAACUACGGUUAUGUGUCGACUACCGUGGGUUGAAUAAGGUGACCAAGAAGAACCGAGCGGCUUUGCCAUUGAUCUCGGGGAUCUUGGACCGACUGGGGGACGAGUGGAAAACAGCAUUUAGGUGCCACUAUGGCCAUUACGAAUACCAGCAAUACAUCAACGAUGCACUGGAAGGCCUGGUUGACAUCAUCUGUGUUGUCUACUUGGACGACAUCCUCAUCUUCAGUGAAGACCCGGAACAGCAUGAAGGUCAUGUCAAGGACGUCCUGCAAAGGUUGCGAAAAGCCGGACUUUACGCCAAUCUGAAAGGAAUCCACAUGGAAGAAGAACGGAACUACAGCAAGAUCGUGUCUCCGCUCACCGAUCGUCUCCGCAAGGAUCUCAAGACGGCCUUCACACGUGGGCCUGUUCUCAGACACUUCGAUCCUUCCAAGGCAAUACGAAUCGAAACGGAUGCGUCUCAGUUCGCUAUCGGAGCAAUAAUCUCUCAACUGCACACCGAUCGAUGGCACCCCGUAGCGUUCCUUUCGCGGAAGCUUCAGGACGCAGAGACAAGAUACGCAAUCCCGGACUGCGAACUGCUAGCUAUCACAGAAGCUUUCCGCUAUUGGCGCCACUACCUUGCCUAUACGGAGCAGAAGAUCACCGUUUUGACGGACCACCUGAACCAUAAGUACUUUAUGUCCAAAACUAAGCUGACCAAUCGACAGAUGAAUGCACUGGACCAGUUGUGCAGCUUUGACUUUGAGAUCCUUUACCGACCGGGCUUGAAGAAUCCUGCGGAUGGAUUAUCAAGACGGCCGGACCACGAGAGGGUGAUGAGAACGGCCGGGCUGCGAGAUCCGCGUGUUGCACGAGUCUUGAGGACGUCGAGGACGACAUUUCAGGAGGAGGGCACCGCUGUAACGGCACCAGCGUUACAGGAGUCACUCCAAGAGGCCCUGCUGGCGGCACAGCAAGGGGACGCCUUUGUUGUCCAGCAGAAGCAGCUUGUUAGUGUCCCUGACAGCGCUACCGCCGGUGGGCUCUCGUCAGAAGUCUGGAGCACCAAUGACGAGGGGCUGUUGUGUUACCGCGAGAAGAUCUUCGUGCCUGUGGGCUUGAGAAACGAGAUCAGGGUGGUUUUCCAUAUCUAA
This is a messenger RNA of Hirsutella rhossiliensis, 1146 nucleotides long. RefSeq names its product reverse transcriptase (RNA-dependent DNA polymerase) domain-containing protein. NCBI's taxonomy places the organism in Eukaryota, Fungi, Ascomycota, Sordariomycetes, Hypocreales, Ophiocordycipitaceae. The record is from RefSeq and is a predicted model, not a curated record. The transcript has 7 exons. The coding region runs from base 1 to 1146 and encodes 381 amino acids.